Penicillium canescens is the source of this 1029-nucleotide messenger RNA. Its product is annotated as Mating-type protein MAT alpha 1. Gene Ontology annotation, cellular component: nucleus. The record is from RefSeq and is a predicted model, not a curated record. Gene Ontology annotation, biological process: positive regulation of mating-type specific transcription, DNA-templated. Gene Ontology annotation, molecular function: DNA binding, bending. Bases 1 to 1029 code for a protein of 342 amino acids. The transcript has 3 exons. NCBI's taxonomy places the organism in Eukaryota, Fungi, Ascomycota, Eurotiomycetes, Eurotiales, Aspergillaceae.
AUGUCUUCUCGUGCUCCGUCCCCUGCCCAGCUGCAGUCAACUCUGUUGCAUGCUCAGGCACUGCAUGGCCACUCAUCUGCCCACCUUGAAAUGCUCCUUUUCCGUUACAUUGAGACCCUCCCUAUCAACCAUGCUAUGCGUGUUGUCGGUCGCUGGCCCGAGGAUUCCGCUCCCGGUGUCUAUGCCGCCUCUGUCCUGGGUGCCCUUCCUGCCAACUACUUCCAGCAGCCCCGACUCCUGCCGGUUGGUCCUCGCUUUGUUUUCAUGAACGGAAUCUUGACGCUCGCACGCAUUGAUGAGGCACUACCCAUGCAGCAGCUCCACCCUGAUUCGACCACCGGAUGUGUUGGCACCUCGAUUCUUGAUGUACUGCCUUCCCCUCUGUCUCAGCGCCGCCUUCGUCCUCUGAACAGCUUCAUGAUAUUUCGCAGUUUCUGUUCGCCCAUGUUUCCUGGCAUCCCACAGAAGGUUAAGUCUACAGUCAUCAGCCAGCUCUGGGAAGAAGACACUAUGAAGCCUCAGUGGGCCGUCCUUGCCAAGGCUUACACCCUUAUCCGUGACCACUUCGAAGUUGAUCAUCCUUCGCUCCCUGCAUUUGUCAAACUCGUUGCUCCCCUCAUAGGUCUUGGUGAGCCCGAUGUCUACCUUAAGGCGUGUGGCUGGAAAAUCCGACAGGCCGACGAUCACAUGGAAAUCGUUCGCGAAGGAAACAGCAAUGUUCCUCGACAGUUCUCUCCCAACCCCUUGAGUGUCUACCAGGUUGUCCAGUUCUGCGAGGCUUCGGGCUACGCUAAGCCUCGUGAUGGGAUCGCAGAGCCCCAAAACUGGAUCAUUGACACUGUCCCUCAGUGGCCCAUUGAAGAGUUCGAAGCUGAUGAGAUGUACUCGGUCCUGGACCCUGAGCGCGAUCAGGGCAUUGACAUCAUUUACCAGACAAGUGCCGAGUUCCAGCAGCCUUUGUCCGAUGAUGCGGUCAACAAUUACCUGGUCUCUGGUCUGGAUCCGAUCGCCUUUGGCAAUCUUGCUUAA